AUGGUGGCGUGGGAGAAACAGUAUUUUCUAGGAUCUGGAUCACAUGGAAAGGUGCACUUGGCCGUUCUUCAACCCGCAGGGGAAUUGGUGAUGGCGGUGAAGUCCGCUGGUAUCCAUCACUCAAGCUCCCUGCAACGGGAAGCAGUGUUUUUGGAUGCCGUCAGAAACUGCCCCUUCAUCGUUCGAUGCUUCGGGGAAGACGUAAGCAUGGAGCAUGGACAACAAGUGUACAACCUUAUGUUAGAAUAUGCUCCAAGAGGAACUCUCCAUCAAAUGAUCAGGCGUACCGGCGGGAUGUCGGAGUUGCUGGCCGGAUAUUACACUUAUCAGCUUCUUAAGGGUAUCCAUUACAUGCACACCCUGGGAAUCCUCCACUGCGACUUGAAGCCCGCCAACGUUCUUGCCUUCCCGGGAAACUUUAACGGCGGCUUGACGCGGCUCAAGCUCUGCGACUUCGGGCUGGCCAAGUUUUCCGACGAGAACAAUGUUUUCGGCGAUGCCCAUCGCGGGACGUUACUGUACGCGGCGCCGGAGUGUUUAAACUCGAGAUCGUACACGGCGGCAAAGGAUAUCUGGGCGCUGGGCUGCAUCUUCGUCGAGAUGCUCACCGGGAAACCCAUGUGGCAAGUUGGCAACGAACGUGAGUUAGCCAGGAAAAUAGCGUCCGACAACCCAGAUAUACCAGAGCAUCUGUCCCCUCCGGCGAAGAGUUUCUUGAAAAUGUGCUUAGCGACAGACCCAUGGCGAAGAUGCUGCUGCGUCACCCAUUCCUUGAGAGAUUCGGUGUUGUUGAAUGCAAGGAAGAUGAAGGGUUUGUGA
This is a messenger RNA of Ipomoea nil (Japanese morning glory), 819 nucleotides long. RefSeq names its product mitogen-activated protein kinase kinase kinase NPK1-like. The transcript is spliced from 2 exons. Gene Ontology annotation, biological process: protein phosphorylation. The record is from RefSeq and is a predicted model, not a curated record. NCBI's taxonomy places the organism in Eukaryota, Viridiplantae, Streptophyta, Magnoliopsida, Solanales, Convolvulaceae. Bases 1 to 819 code for a protein of 272 amino acids. Gene Ontology annotation, molecular function: protein kinase activity; ATP binding.